Messenger RNA from Aspergillus saccharolyticus JOP 1030-1, 1991 nucleotides. RefSeq names its product allantoate permease family MFS transporter. The transcript has 8 exons. Gene Ontology annotation, cellular component: plasma membrane. Lineage: Eukaryota; Fungi; Ascomycota; Eurotiomycetes; Eurotiales; Aspergillaceae. Gene Ontology annotation, biological process: tripeptide transport; transmembrane transport; dipeptide transport. Bases 324 to 1868 code for a protein of 514 amino acids. Gene Ontology annotation, molecular function: allantoate transmembrane transporter activity; dipeptide transmembrane transporter activity. The record is from RefSeq and is a predicted model, not a curated record.
CCUCCUUGAUUCGAUCGAUAAGCCGUCUACCCCAGAUAAACCAGAUAACAGCCAAACAGCUACCGGCUUAUCUCCGACUGUGGAACUAUGAGCGCUUGUGCAACCCAUCUUCCACGAAGUCAGUGGUGAUUGCGCUGCCGAUCCGGCUGCAGUAUGACAUUCAACGGGACAGUCAUAAAGCCUACCAGGCCGGUUCGACUCAUUCUGCGCAUCUGCCCCUUGCUUCACGGUCCGCCAUAAAUCCCCCCUUGCAUCCAUAGAUCACAUCUCUGUCCUCCAAACAACUUGUACAGUUUUCAUCCUUUGCUUCAUCGGUAUUCAUCAUGGGGGAAGAGAAAUCACAACCACACACAAUGGUAGACGAAGAGAAGGAUGUCACCAAGUCCGUUGACCCAGUCCUUCUCCAGCAUGCGCAGGACGCGGACGAGGCGCUGGGGGUUUUCCAGGAUCUUCAUGGGGAGGUGAUUGAGCUCGACGAGGCGACAAAUAAGCGCCUCUUGCGCAGAAUUGACUGGCAUAUCAUGCCGAUCAUGUGUUUCGUAUAUGGCAUGAACUUCUUAGACAAAACGACCCUUUCCUACGCCAGUAUCAUGGGAAUCAAGACUGACAUCGAUCUGAAGGGCGACGACUAUCAAUGGCUUGGCAGUUUGUUCUACUUCGGCUACCUGGCAUGGGAAUAUCCAACCAACAGACUCCUGCAAAGACUCCCCUUGGGGAAGUACUCUGCUGUCUGCAUUAUCAUCUGGGGAGCUAUCUUGUGCUGUUUUGCUGCCGUGUCUAACUUCUCCGGAGCCGUUGCGAUUCGUUUCUUCUUGGGCGUCUUCGAAGCUUCCGUUACCCCAGGCUUCGCCCUCUUAACCUCGCAGUGGUACACCAAAUCCGAACAAGGCAGCCGCGUCAACAUCUGGUUCAGCUUCAACGGUUUUGCUCAAAUCCUCGGCGGUCUAGUUGCCUAUGGCAUCGCUAUUGGCACCGAGAAACACGGCUCCGCCAUUGCUCCCUGGAAGAUUGUCUUUCUGGUGACAGGCCUCCUGACCGUUUUACUUGGUAUCAUAUUCUACUGGGUCGUCCCCGACAGUCAGCUCAACGCGCGUUGGCUCACCAAGGAAGAUCGCAUUCUGGCCGUGGCUCGCGUCCGCGUCAACCAGCAAGGAAUUGGGAACAAGCACUUCAAACUCCACCAAGUAAAAGAGGCUCUAAUCGAUCCGAUGACGUGGGCAUUUUUCUUCUACGCUCUCAUCGCCGAUAUCCCUAAUGGAGGGAUCACCAAUUUCUUCAGCCAGCUGAUCACAUCCUUUGGGUACACUGCCGAACAAUCCCUCCUGUAUGGCGUUCCAGGCGGUGCCGUGGAGAUCCUCUCUCUAAUCGGUAGUGGCUUCCUGGGCCAAUAUACGAACCAGCGCCUCCUCUGCAGCGCGGGGGGUCUCCUCUCCGGCAUCAUCGGGAUGAUCCUCAUCGUUGCCUUACCAAUGUCUAAUAAUGUCGGUCGACUGAUUGGAUACUACUUGACCCAAGCCAGCGCUACCUCCUUCGUGGCUCUACUGGCUAUGAUCUCCUCCAACGUGGCCGGCUAUACCAAGAAGACCACCGUCGCGGCAAUUUAUCUGAUCGGCUACUGUGCGGGUAACAUUAUCGGCCCUCAAGUCUUCCGUCCCCAAGACGCCCCCCGCUACGUGCCCGCCGAGAUCACCAUCAUCGUCUGCUACGGAGUAUCGAUGAUGAUUCUGGCCUUGAUUUGGUGGUGGUAUCGCCGGCAGAAUGAGAAGAAAGCCCGCCUUCGCGCGAGUCCGGACUAUACCCGGUUGGAGAACCAGGAAUGGAUGGACCUGACAGACUGGGAAAACCAUGAACUUGUUUAUGCUUUGUAAUGACUGACACGAGUCAGGUCAAGUGGUAUUCCGGGCCUGGUGCCUAUAUGAUCACAACUACCAUUUGCUGUCUCAGGUUUCGGCUGGGUAUCACUGGCCUUAUAUACAGGUCGUUUAUGAUGU